AUAGGCGGCAGCCGGUGCAGUUACACGUUUUCCCCCGAGCAGCCUCCGACGUUGUCACGGGCUUGGGGUUGGGGACAGAGCGGUGACCAUGGCUGGGCUGGCGUUGUCUCCUGUGCCCAGCCUCUGGCUGGUGGUGCUGCUGCUGCUGCUCUCAGCAGCUGAGCCGGUGCCAGCAGCCAGUUCAGAGGAACUGUACCGGAAUCCCAAAGGUAGCCCUUGCUCUCAGAUCUGGCAGUACCCACGUUUCAUAGCAAGGAAACGGGGCUUCACAGUGAAAAUACAGUGCCACACGGAUGGCACCUCCAGCAUCGUGAGUUGGCUCCGGAAGCGGAAGAUGGACGAGGAGCCCCAGCAGGUGAACCUGGAACAGGGCCACAUGCAUCAGACCCAGAACGGCUCUGUCACCACCCUCACCAUCCAAGACAUCCAGUUUGAGGACAACGGCAUCUACUUCUGCCAGCAGGAGUGCGACAACUCCUUGGAGGUCUACCUGGGCUGCGGCACGGAGCUGCGAGUCAUGGGGUUCAGCACCUUGGAACAGCUGAAGCGGAGGAACACGUUGAAGGACAGCAUCAUCAUGAUCCAGACGCUACUGAUCAUCCUGUUCAUCAUCGUGCCCAUCUUCCUGCUGCUGGACAAGGAUGACAGCAAGACUGGCAUGGAGGAAGAUCACACCUAUGAGGGCCUGAACAUUGACCAGACAGCCACCUACGAGGACAUAGUGACGCUGCGGACGGGGGAAGUGAAGUGGUCUGUGGGUGAGCACCCAGGCCAGGAGUGAGAGCCAGGCCCUCCCCACACCCUGCACGCAGGCUCCCAGGCCUCGGUGAUUGCUUUGGAGCUUCCUGGCUCCUGGCCCAGCCCCCUUCCCAGACCCGCAGCCAGCCUCUGAAGCUGGCCCACCAGAGCUGCCACUCAUCUCCAGGCCCUGGUCCCCAGCUCUUGCCAAAGGGCCUGGAGCAAAAGGACGACAAGGCAGCGACCUGGAGGGAAUUCUCUGGGGAUGGAUGGGACCCAGCCUCCUGGGGGUGCUAUGAGGGGAUCCGUCCCCAUGCGUAGGAUAGGGGAGGCAGAGACUGGUCCAGAACCUGGAAAUGGACUCGGAGCCAAGGGACUCCCAGCAGAGCUUGGGAAGAGCCGUGGACCCGACUGGGCCCCAGAAGAGCCACAGGAACAUUGUUCCUGUCCCGCAACCACUCCCACCCCAGGGGGCGCCUCAGCCUCAAGGCCCUUUCCCCAUGGAAUAAACGAUGUGUCCUGAGAAACCACA
This is a messenger RNA of Sapajus apella (tufted capuchin), 1270 nucleotides long. It is a transcript of the gene CD79B, whose product is annotated as CD79b molecule. Gene Ontology annotation, molecular function: transmembrane signaling receptor activity. The transcript is spliced from 6 exons. The coding region runs from base 89 to 781 and encodes 230 amino acids. Gene Ontology annotation, biological process: B cell receptor signaling pathway; B cell differentiation. Gene Ontology annotation, cellular component: external side of plasma membrane; B cell receptor complex; membrane. NCBI's taxonomy places the organism in Eukaryota, Metazoa, Chordata, Mammalia, Primates, Cebidae. The record is from RefSeq and is a predicted model, not a curated record.